AUGAGUUUUGGUGUUAAAUGGAGAGCGUGGAUCAAAGGGUGCCUCUGUACGGCAUCGGUAGCGGUUCUCAUUAACGGGUCCCCAACUCGUGAAUUCCCUCUAGGAAGGGGAGUAAGGCAAGGAGAUCCCCUGGCCCCACUCCUCUUCAUUCUCGCUGCCGAAGCACUUAAUAUCAUCAUAUCGGAGGCCCCUCGGAAAGGUAUUUUCAGAGGUAUCAAACUUCCUAACUCCGGACCUGAAAUAUCGAUUUUGCAAUUUGCUAAUGAUGUCUUGAUCAUGGGUGAAUGGACGAGAACGAACGCCACUAAUCUGAUUCAGCUGCUGCGUUGCUUCCAACUAUCUUCGGGGCUGAAGGUAAAUAUGCAGAAGAGUAAUAUCAUGGGUGUGGGGGCUGAUUACGAGGAAGUGGUAUCUGUCGCUAGUAGACUUCAUUGCAGACCUGGGCUUUUGCCUUUUACGUACCUUGGUUUGCCGAUUGGUGGACGCUCCAACAAAGCUGAAUCUUGGGCGMCUUUAAUUGAAAAUUUUAACAAAAAAUUAUCAGCUUGGAAAUCCAAAAUUCUCUCUCAUGGUGGUCGGCUUGUCUUGGUCAAAUCCRUCUUAGGAAGUUUGGGCCUGCACUAUCUCUCGCUUCUUAAGGCCCCUACCUCGAUCAUCAACAAACUGGAAUYUAUUCGCUCGAGGUUCUUUUGGGGCGAUAAAGGAGGAGUGAGAAAGAUUUCAUGGAUCAGUUGGAGUACCACGUUGGCGGAUAAAGAUGCUGGCGGUUUGGGGAUCGGUAGUCUAAGAGCCCUCAAUCUGGCGYUUCUCGCUAGGUGGUGGUGGCGAUUCAAAUUGGAGCAUAAUCACAUAUGGAGACGGGUUAUCAUUGCUCUCCAUAGUGAAGAUGGCGGCAUGAACAACUUGGCCAGAAACGGCAGAUUUCCGGGGCUCUGGAGGAACAUUUUAAAAAUCCACAAGGAAUACAAUAGCCUCAAUCUUCCUUUCGCGGACUGGUUUCAAAGAGAUCAAAGCUCUAACGGGAUCGAUAUCUCAUGGCGAUGGGCUCUGACUUCUCACGGUAACUUCUCAGUCUCCUCGAUGAGAGCUGCGUAUGAUGAUAUUUCGCUUCACCAGGUUAGUUUCAGAAAUUCUUGGUGGGUCAAUUGGGUUCCAUCUAAAAUUAAUAUUCUAUCUUGGCGUCUUCUUCACAAAAGGCUUCCGACUAAAAUUAAUCUUGCUAAAAGAGGAGUGGUUUGUCUCUCCUCCAUGUGCCCUCUGUGCGAAUGCGCGGAAGAAGACGAGGAACAUCUUUUCAUAGGAUGCUCGAUAUCUCAGCAAUUGCUAAAGGAUUUGUGCAAAUGGUGGAAAGUGGACAUAGGACAGGUGAAUUCGAUUGAUAAUCUUCUUGACCGUUGCUCGGAGGUGGCUGGGAAUUUUUCGUGUAAGAAGGCGUUUAUUGGAGUGGUGUAUGGAUUCUUCUGGAUUAUUUGGAACCUGUGCAACCGCAAAACUUUCUCAGUCCCUUCUCAGAUGAUGGCUACUUUUCUUGCAGGCCAACUUCAGGCGUAUUCUUUUUUCUGGUUUAAAAACAGGGUGCCGAAAGAUGUUAUGGCGAAUACUUGGAUAGAGUGGUGUAAUUCUCCCAUGUCUUGUUUUUAA
This is a messenger RNA of Cynara cardunculus var. scolymus (artichoke), 1641 nucleotides long. RefSeq lists its product as uncharacterized. The transcript has a single exon. NCBI's taxonomy places the organism in Eukaryota, Viridiplantae, Streptophyta, Magnoliopsida, Asterales, Asteraceae. Bases 1 to 1641 code for a protein of 546 amino acids. The record is from RefSeq and is a predicted model, not a curated record.